Messenger RNA from Dacryopinax primogenitus, 1563 nucleotides. RefSeq names its product NMD3-domain-containing protein. The record is from RefSeq and is a predicted model, not a curated record. The transcript is spliced from 4 exons. The annotation marks the transcript as partial. Gene Ontology annotation, molecular function: ribosomal large subunit binding. Gene Ontology annotation, cellular component: nucleus; cytoplasm. NCBI's taxonomy places the organism in Eukaryota, Fungi, Basidiomycota, Dacrymycetes, Dacrymycetales, Dacrymycetaceae. Gene Ontology annotation, biological process: ribosomal large subunit export from nucleus.
AUGGAGUACAUCGCUCCACCUCUUGUGCACCGGGUGCUCUGCGCAGAUUGCGGCACACCCAUCGAACCCAAUUCUGCCAACCUAUGUAUCGCCUGCCUACGCAACACCGUCGACAUUACCGAGGGCAUCCCUAAACAGUCUACCGUCAACUUUUGCAGAAAUUGUGACCGCUGGCUCUCUCCGCCCGCGACAUGGACGAUUGCUGAGCCCGAAUCGCGCGAGCUGCUCGCAAUUUGCUUGAAGAAGCUGAAAGGGUUGAAUAAGAUUCGCUUGAUCGAUGCAGGAUUUAUAUGGACAGAGCCUCAUAGUAAGCGCAUUAGGGUGAAGCUCACGAUCCAGAAAGAAGUGUUCACGUCCACCAUCGUCCAACAGAUAUUUGAGGUCGAGUACGUCGUAGUCCACGGGCAAUGCCCCGACUGCACUAAGCUCGCUGCGAAGAAUACGUGGAAGGCGAUGGUUCAAGUUCGUCAAAAAGUCAAUCACAAACGCACAUUCCUCUACCUCGAGCAGCUCAUCCUCAAACACAACGCGCACCGAAAUACUAUCAGCAUCAAGGAGGCCAAGGAUGGACUGGAUUUUUUCUACGCCCAAAGGAGUCACGCAAUAAAAAUGGUCGAGUUUUUGACCGCUGUCGUCCCCGUGAAGAUGAAGAGCAGCGAACAGCUUCUCAGCACAGACAUCCACUCUGGCACUGCGAACUACAAGUUCACCUACUCGGUCGAGAUCAUCCCGAUAUGUAAAGACGACUUAGUCGUCAUACCCCCAAAACAAGCUCGAUCACUGAGCAAUAUCCAACCACUGACUAUCUGCUCACGCGUGGGCAACUCGAUCCACUUCCUCGAUCCCCAAACGCUGCAAGUAGCAGACGUGACAUCACCCGUGUACUGGCGCACACCAUUCGACGCCCUCGCCACCGUAUCCGACACCAUCGAGUUCCUCGUUCUGGACAUCGAACCAUCCGGGCCAACGCGAGGCAGAUACGUACUGGCGGACGCGCAGGUCACACCAGUGAACUCUUCACUCGGCAUGCAGGCGUCCUCUUUCGUAGGAGACGGCGAAGGGCAGGACUCGAUUUAUCACACGCGCACGCACCUCGGCGCUAUCCUUCAACCGGGUGAUACAGUCCUCGGCUACUUUCUAACCCGUGCAAAUUACAACAAUGCGACAUUCGACACCCUGGACCCAUCACAGGUCCCAGACGUCGUAUUAGUGCGCAAGACGUAUCCCAACAGGCGCAAGAAGACACGCACGCGGAACUGGCGACUCAAGAGUAUCGCCAAGGAGGCUGAAGAUCCUGCAGCAACGGGGACACAUGGGAGAGGCGCGCUGGGUCGGAUGGGUGGUGUUGACCAGCAGAAGGUCGAGAGGGACUAUGAGCUGUUCUUACGAGAGUUGGAGGAAGAUCCAGAGCUCAGAGGGAAUGUUAACCUGUACAGAGCGGAUGCGGGUGAGGCAGAGCACAAGAGAGCGGCAGAGGAGAUGGACGUGGACGGAGAAGAUGAGGAUGAGGAGGCGGACUUCCCGGAUGUGCAACUGAACGAGCUGCUCAACGACUUCGAGGAU